UCCAUCCAUCCAUCGAUCAGUCCACCCAUCCCUUCUCCCUUCCAUCUGCCCCUCCCCGACCGAGCCAUCCCCCCCCCCGAGACUGCCGGUGGUGGAACUCCAAUCAGCACGGCCGAGUGAAGAGCUGCAGCAGCUGGCUCCAUCCCGAACUUCAGUCGGCCGAUCCCUCAUCCCUGCGCUUCCCCCGUGCCAGCUGGAUCGGCGUUGCUGCGACGCAGCUGGGUCCUCGUUCGCACAUUCGACUGCGGCAAGACAGAUCGCCACCACGUCGCUCUCCGUCAUUGACCGGCUCAGCCACACAGACAUUUCCUGGCGUUUCCGGACGGGCUCGGGCAUCUAAUUCCCCCCUCUCGCUCUCGCUGAGCACCCUCGACCGUCCAUCGGCUCCAGCCCGUUCCCCCAACCCCCCAACCCGACCGACCGGAAUCACACCUCCCCAGACCCUCUGACUUAUCCCUCGGCCAUGAUCGGCGAUAAUGAUAGCGCUGCCUACACGGCGUCUCCGUCGUCAGCGGCCGGAUCCAAGCUAAGGAGCUCGACGGGGCGGCCAAUGACGACGGGAUCAGCCGCUCUGGCAGCCGCAGGACACCUUUUGUCUCCAUCGACCUCCAUUACACCGUCGCUCUCGACUCCCCAACCAUCAACUGCAGGCUCACAGCUGUACCCGCCGACAUCGUUUGAUCUGCCAAGCCCGCCACCCCAGCCGGCAUAUCCGGCGAGUCAUCAUCGCAGCCACAACCACAAUCACGCCCACAGCCAUCACACCCAUCACAGCCGGCAUGGCCAUCACCAUCCCUCGCAAGCCCAUGCACCUUCUUCAUCAGCACCCGCCGGCGUGCCGUCGAACCAAUUCCAAAAGUUCAAGCGGUCCCGAUCUGCCACACAUUCGCUCAUGACCCAUCCCACCACGCCCAUUCCCAACUAUGUUCACAUUCCCAAGCUGACGCAUUCGCUCAUCCAACAUAUUCUUGAAGUCAACGAGCAGUACAUCAACAUUCUCUUCGAGGCCCAAAAUAAUGGAUGGCUGGUCGAUCAAGACAUUAAAAUCUAUCAAAAAAGACUGCAAGCAAACCUACUUUGGCUGGCGAAUGCGGCAAAUGAAUACCGACUCAGGGCGUCAAGUUCAGCAUCAACCGACUCUGCAGCCCGGGGCUCGCAGUCAAAGUCUCAACCCACACCAGGAUCACCGCCGCUCAUGGCCCCGACUGAUGAUUCGCAAUGUCGCCUGUCCGAAGGAGUGCACCCACAGUCCGUCGACGAAAGGAUCGGCAGCAUUCUCGAGCUCAUGGGAGCGCCCGUCCUUGGGCUCGACUCCAAGUCCGAUCCAUCCGACUCGAUUGACUAUGUCCCCGUACCGCCAUUUGUGUUUCCGAGCCAGCACGACGUCCGGCCGAUCCAGCAGCUGCAGCAGCACUACAACCAGUUCGAGUAUUUGGCCCGCCGCGAAGCCAGCAUUCUUGGAUACAUGAAUAUCAAGAGUGCGGCCGAGGCUGGAGGACGAAGCGCUGGGGCCAGUCGUCGCCGAGAUGUAGCUGAGAGGACGGCUGAUCUCUUGGAUGACGACGAGGCCGAUGACGACAAGGACGACGAGCAUGAACCCGGGUAUGGCGCGCCGGUCUCGACGGAAGACACCGAGGGGGAGGGCGAAGAAGAUGAUGACGACGACUAUGUACCCGAUGAAGAGGACGAUGCGGACGAAGACGAGUCUGAGGAAGAGGGCGACGACGACGAGGACGGCAACGGCGAAGGCGCUGGCGAUGCCGAGGCCAUCACUAUCGACGACGAAGACAGUCCGGCGCCAAAUGGCGAUGUCGACGGCGGCGCCGAUGUUGAUGUCGGUAUUGAGAUCGAUUCCGAUGUCGUGGAUUCCUCGGGUAUCCUCGGCGGGAUGGGUAGCAAGAUGGCGACGGCUCCUUCUGUACAGUCGACGCUACAGCUCGGCGUGCCCAGCCCGCAAAUCCUUCAUGCUGCCCUCGGCGGCUCGGCUCACCUGAAGAGCGAUCACAGAGGCAACGCCGAAGCCCACGAAGCGCGUGCGCCUGCGCCGAUCCUGGACGACGACUUUUUCGACUUUACCGAUGCGAUCCAGAUGCCCGAUGCGGACGACGACCCGUCCACGUUCUUGUCCUCCCAGGGCCUCGGCGACAGGCUCGACAUGGCUCCAUAUCUCAACUCGGAGGAUACGCCCCAGCUCUUCGGUGCGCCGCUGGACGGGCUGCUGAGUCUCGGCGGCACGGAUCCGAUGACCGAGGGCGUAUCGGAGCUCUCGAUGAUGACGAGCGAGACCGGCUUGGGCAACAACGACGAAGCCGAAGACGACGAUGAGGAUCCUGCAUCUGGCGCGAUAACGGGCGGGUAUCAGUUCGACGGAUUCUUUUCGACACCAAUGGGCGGCGGCACGGGAGGCGAGGAGCUGUUCUCGGACCUAUUUGGAGACAUGUGGGAUCGCAGCGAGGGCGCAUGAGGCGGCUGCGCGGAUGCUGCGGGGCUGGCUUGCGAUGUUAUCAGUCGAAUAAACAACGAGACAUCGUCUCAUUCAGACAAA
Molecule: messenger RNA, 2545 nt
Organism: Polychytrium aggregatum
Lineage: Eukaryota; Fungi; Chytridiomycota; Chytridiomycetes; Polychytriales
Exons: 4
Coding region: 464-2464 (666 amino acids)
Source: RefSeq, a predicted model, not a curated record